UAUAUAUAUUUCAAUUUGGUGCCUAAUGGCGAGUGGCUAUAGGUUAAAGCAUACUAAGGAGAGGGUUAGGGUCCUGCCAAGCUAUAGGUUAAGGCAUACUAUGGAGAGGGUUAGGGUCCUGCCAGAAAACUUUGAUCUCACUAAGAUUGAGGUGGGGAGGAGGGUGCCUAUGUUGUGUUAUACACCUCAGCGAUGUCACGACUGCCACGCGAACGCCGCGGCUUUCAUAGUAGGCUAUGAAUAUAAAAAGACCAAUCCCGAAGUGAAAGAUUACCAUGUUUCUCGUCAACAGUUUAUUGAUCAUGUGUGGCGACACACUUCGGUGGAUUGGUACAGAGAAACUGAAGAUGAAAAAUAUGAAGAAUGCGCUGAAGAUGAUGAUAAGGCGCACCAUUACUUAGCUACAGGCUUACAGGCACUAGAGUAUGCCGCUCGAUGUAGCGGCGGAAUUGCGAUGGAAUCAAACUAUCGAUAUGUUGGUAAAGUACAACCCUUCAAAAAGAUUCCUAAAGCCGGUCCCAAAGUUACGGGGAUUACGGUUAGCCAGGUUUUUGGCCAUUCACAUGCCAAACAGGAAAUUUUCAACGGGCACCCUAUAAUUGCUUAUGUUCGACAAUGUUCAAACUUCUCAGAGUUCCGUGGCAAGGGGGUGUUCAAGAAGCAUGCUCCUGUUGAUGAAAAUUCUACUAGUGAGGGACAUAUUGUCGCUCUAGUUGGCUUUGGGAUUGAUGAAGAUCUUAAUGAAUAUUACAUAGUGAGAAACUCCGUUGGACGCACCUGGGGCGAUAAUGGUUACGCGAAAGUACUAUGCAGUUUGAUCGAGCCGCACGGAUUUGUCGAUGUUGCUCGGGUUUAGUUUGAUGAUUUAGAUUGUUUAAAGUCUUAUUAACUAUGGGUUUUAUUUAGACUUUGUUUAAUGUGUUUAUUAUGACUUUCUCUUAGAGGAGCCACAUACAACAUGCAUGGGUUUCUUUUGUUCAAUGUAGACUGUGUUGACUUCGUUGGAUUACAGCAGUUCUUUAAUGCUAUUAAAUCCCAUAAAAAACCAUUAGUUCUGCAAUCUCUGUUUGCAAUUAUUUUUAGGUGUAAUGAUAUUUCCGUUGUUUCAAGAAAUGGGGUUCAAUGGGAAUCAAUUUUGGAUAACAUAGGUACGGAGAGAAGAGAAAUAUUUUUAGGUGAAGGGAUACAUAUCAACAAGCUAUUGAGUGUAUCUGCAGCGAGUUUUUCAAAUAAAAGUCGAAGGAAGCCAAUGAUCUGUGUAAUUGAAGCUCUAAUUUAGUGAAAAUGAUGAUCCGAUUAUGAAUGGAAGAUGAGACUUUUGCAGGUAAUUAAAUCCGUUCUUUUUUCAGAAAGAUGAAUUAUAUAAUCAGCUAUAUGUGUGGGGAUAUAUAGUGGAGAGAUGAGAUGAUGUUGAAAUAUAUUGUAUAUCGAUAACCAUUGAUUCGAAAAUAAGGGCAUUUUGUUAGAUGUUUAAUCUUUUGUACAUUGUUGGAAGAAUUAGGAAAGACGAAAAGGCUUACGAAUAUUCACAGAUUUGAAUGUUGAACUGCAUUUUUGCUCAAGAAAAUAAACUACAAAAAGAGAUCCCAUCUUCACCGAAUUUAGUAAGUAGCAGAACCAGAACCAGGUACAGAGCUCUCUACAUCCUCUGUUUAGCUAUUUUCUUUAGGAAUAAUAAGUCCAUAACCUCCACAUUUCUCGCGUAAACAAUGUUAAUCUCACCUGUAGAAUGAUAAGAAACAACCAUAAGAAAAUCGAAAGACGAAAAACGGAAACAAACCAUAUUGAAAAAUUUACCA
Erythranthe guttata (spotted monkey flower) is the source of this 1799-nucleotide messenger RNA. The record is from RefSeq and is a predicted model, not a curated record. NCBI's taxonomy places the organism in Eukaryota, Viridiplantae, Streptophyta, Magnoliopsida, Lamiales, Phrymaceae.